GGUUAUAAAACGCGGCCCCGAAAAACCAAAAGCAGAGCCGGAAAAUAAAAGCGAGAGAGAGAGGGACUGCUGGUUUUGGAGAGAGAAGAAAGCGAAGGUGGAGAGAGAGAGAGGUUGGGGGUAGAAGAGAGAGAGAUAAGGAAGGGAAACGCGGCGGCUAGAGCGAAGGAGAAGGAAGCGGCGGCGGCGGGUAAACCCUAGCCGACGAAGCGCCGCGAGCGGUCGAGGGGUUUGGGUUGGGUUCUCCAGCCGCCGGAUUCGCGCCGGCAGCUGCAGAUCGGCGGUCGCGCCGCCGGAAUCGGGGGAGAUCCCGUCUGGAUGGGCCUGCUUGGGCUGUGAGCUCGCUCUCGCCGUUCGGUUUGGAGCCUCGCUAGGGUUUUGAGCUGCUCGUGGGGGGGCUGUUUGGUCCGGGUUUUCGGGGGCGGCGGUUGGGGGGCCUUGCGGUGGUUUUUUUUUCUUCCGAGAUUUGGGAGGGGAUCUGCCGCGCAGGCGGGAGUUCUCCCUUUGUCGUGAGCGCUGGAGACGCAGGGCGGGAUCGGGGGAGCCAUGUCUUCGCUGAGCAGGGAGCUGGUCUUCCUCAUCCUGCAGUUCCUGGAUGAGGAAAAGUUUAAGGAGACGGUGCACAAGUUGGAGCAGGAGUCUGGGUUCUACUUCAACAUGAAGCACUUCGAAGACAUGGUGCAGGGCGGCGAGUGGGACGAGGUCGAGAGGUACCUCAGCGGCUUCACCAAGGUGGAGGACAACCGCUACUCCAUGAAGAUAUUCUUUGAGAUCCGCAAGCAGAAGUACCUCGAAGCCCUCGACAGGCAUGAUCGGGCCAAGGCAGUGGAGAUACUCGUCAAGGAUUUGAAGGUGUUUGCGUCCUUCAACGAGGAGCUGUUCAAGGAAAUCACACAGCUGCUGACUCUGGAUAAUUUUAGGCAAAAUGAGCAGCUGUCCAAGUAUGGUGACACUAAGUCAGCCCGGAAUAUCAUGCUCAUGGAGCUUAAGAAGCUUAUUGAAGCAAAUCCUCUUUUCCGGGACAAGCUUAAUUUUCCUCCAUUUAAAGCAUCAAGACUGCGCACGCUGAUCAAUCAAAGUCUUAACUGGCAACACCAGCUCUGCAAGAAUCCCAGACCAAACCCUGAUAUCAAGACACUCUUUACCGAUCAUUCUUGUGCUGCUCCUACGAAUGGAGCAAGAGCUCCUCCCCCUGCCAAUGGUCCUCUUGCUGGACCAAUCCCCAAAUCAGCUGGAUUUCCACCAAUGGGUGCUCAUGCUCCAUUUCAACCUGUGGUUACUCCAAAUGCAAUUGCGGGUUGGAUGACCAAUGCCAAUCCUUCUUUACCACAUGCUGCUGUUGCUCAAGGGCCAUCUGGUCUUGUUCAGCCUCCAAAUACAGCUGCAUUUCUGAAACAUCCAAGAACACCCACAAGUGCGCCUGGCAUUGACUACCAAUCGGCAGAUUCUGAACAUCUGAUGAAAAGAAUGCGUGUGGGCCAACCAGAUGAGGUGUCAUUCUCCGGUGCAAGCCAUCCUCCCAAUGCUUAUAGUCAAGAAGAUCUCCCCAAACAAGUAGUUCGCACACUUAAUCAGGGUUCUAAUGUUAUGAGCCUGGAUUUCCAUCCUGUUCAGCAGACCAUUCUUCUAGUUGGAACGAAUGUCGGUGACAUCGGGAUAUGGGAAGUUGGUUCACGGGAGAGGAUAGCACACAAGACAUUCAAAGUUUGGGAUAUUAGCUCCUGCACCUUGCCUCUGCAGGCUGCACUAAUGAAAGAUGCUGCGAUAUCUGUCAAUAGGUGUCUGUGGAGCCCUGAUGGAAAUAUUCUAGGUGUGGCAUUUUCGAAGCAUAUUGUUCAGACAUAUACAUUUGUUCCGAAUGGAGAGUUAAGGCAGCAGGCAGAGAUUGAUGCUCACAUUGGUGGGGUUAAUGACAUUGCCUUUUCUCACCCCAACAAGACCCUGUCAAUUAUUACAUGUGGUGAUGACAAACUCAUUAAGGUAUGGGAUGCUCAAACAGGACAAAAGCAGUACACAUUUGAAGGCCAUGAGGCUCCAGUCUAUUCCGUUUGUCCUCACUACAAGGAGAACAUUCAGUUUAUCUUCUCUACUGCCAUUGAUGGGAAAAUCAAGGCAUGGCUGUACGACUGUUUGGGCUCGCGGGUCGACUAUGAUGCUCCUGGACAUUGGUGUACUACCAUGUCUUAUAGCGCUGAUGGAACAAGGCUCUUCUCUUGUGGAACUAGUAAAGACGGUGAUUCCCACUUGGUCGAGUGGAACGAGACCGAAGGGGCUAUUAAGAGGACAUACAAUGGCUUCAGGAAGCGAUCACUAGGUGUUGUCCAGUUUGACACAACGAGGAACCACUUUUUGGCUGCUGGAGAUGAAUUUGUUGUUAAAUUCUGGGAUAUGGAUAACACCAACAUACUAACAACAGCAGAGUGUGAUGGUGGACUGCCUGCAAGCCCUCGCUUGAGAUUCAAUAGAGAAGGCUCAUUGCUUGCUGUGACAGCAAACGAUAAUGGAAUAAAAAUUUUAGCCAACACUGAUGGGCAGCGUUUGCUGAGGAUGCUGGAGAGCAGAGCUUUUGAAGGCUCUCGUGGACCUCAACAAAUUAAUACCAAGCCCCCAUUGAUCAACACCCUUGGUUCUGCUUCAAAUGUAUCUAGUCCUAUAGCAGUGAACUCAGAACGACCUGACAGGAUGUUGCCUGCUGUUUCAAUGAGUGGAUUGGCACCUAUGGAUGUUAGCAGAACGCAGGAUGUUAAACCAAGAAUAACAGAUGAAGCCGAAAAGAUGAAGACCUGGAAGUUGUCCGACAUUGUUGAUUCAGGACAUAUUCGGGCACGGCGUUGUCCAGAUACAGCAUCAAAUCCGAGCAAAGUUGUCCGUUUGCUAUACACAAAUAAUGGGAUUGCACUAUUGUCUCUCUGCUCCAAUGCUGGUCACAAGCUGUGGAAGUGGCAACGCAGUGACAGGAAUCCUACUGGCAAGUCUACCGCAUCUAUUUCGCCUCAUCUGUGGCAACCGCCAAAUGGGAUUCUAAUGACAAAUGACACCAGUGAUGGUAACCCAGAAGAGGCAACUGCCUGCAUUGCAUUAUCCAAAAAUGACUCCUAUGUAAUGUCUGCAUCUGGUGGCAAAGUCUCAUUGUUCAACAUGAUGACAUUCAAGGUCAUGACUACGUUCAUGGCACCUCCACCUGCUGCAACUUUCCUCGCGUUCCACCCACAAGACAAUAAUAUCAUUGCUAUUGGAAUGGAGGACUCAACCAUUCAGAUUUACAAUGUCCGUGUUGAUGAGGUUAAAAGCAAGCUCAAGGGCCAUCAGAAAAAGAUUACUGGACUAGCAUUUUCUCAGUCAAUGAAUGUCCUUGUAUCUUCAGGUGCUGAUGCUCAGCUGUGCGUUUGGAGCAUUGAUGGUUGGGAAAAGAAGAAAUCGAGAUAUAUCCAACCACCGGCAAAUCAUUCUGGUGCUUUAGUUGGCGAUACAAGGGUCCAAUUUCACAAUGACCAAACACAUGUUUUGGUAGUUCAUGAGAGUCAAUUGGCUAUCUAUGAUGGGAAGCUCGAAUGCUCACGCUCGUGGUACCCUAGAGAUGCACUCCCGGCCCCAGUUUCAAGUGCAAUAUACUCAUGUGAUGGUCUCCUGAUUUACGCUGGAUUCUGCGAUGGUGCUAUUGGAGUAUUUGAAGCAGAGUCUCUUAGGUUACGUUGCAGGAUUGCACUUUCUGCCUAUAUACCUCCUUCAAUGCCUAGUGGCGGAAGUGUGUAUCCGAUGGUUAUCGCUGCACAUCCCUUGGAGCCUAAUCAGAUAGCAGUGGGCAUGAGCGAUGGUGCAGUUCAUGUGGUGGAGCCAUUGGACACGGACACAAAGUGGGGAGUUGCCCCUCCCCAGGACAACGGAGCCCACCCGUCAAUGUCAUCAGCGCCGGCAGCAUCUAACAACCAGGCGUCUGAUCAGCCGACGAGGUGACUCGGACCAGCAGCGCCUAAAUUCGUUAGCCCAAAGAAUGGUAGGACCGUAGGAGAUAGGGAGAAAGAAGAAACAGUUAGAUUCAUGAGGUGAGGUGAGGUGAUAUGCAUCAAGUCCGUACCACCGUCUCCCUUGCCUGUGGCAUCAGCAGCAGGACAGGUGGCGAUUCAUGAUGACUUGUCUAAACUAGUUUUUGGUUCAUUUUUGGCCCCAAAAAUCUUAACCUCGUCACCUGGUGUUGCUUGACAUGGCUGGCAUCUUUCCUCAUCGUUUGUAAAGCUUUCCUGCUCUGAGCUAGUGGUGGUACCUUAGAAGAAGCUGUUCUUUGUUUCUGCCCCUUUGUUUGGUGGGGCAGCUAUUUGUAGUGUAAACUGUUAAACGUGGUCGGCAUGCUGGAUUUACUUGGCCUGUGAUGAUGGAUUCGAUCAAAUAUUCGGUUUAUUUGAUGAAGUUGUUGUAAUGUUCAUGGGUCGGAAAUGAUUUGAUUUGCCUUGUUUUA
Brachypodium distachyon (stiff brome) is the source of this 4453-nucleotide messenger RNA. RefSeq names its product protein TPR2. Gene Ontology annotation, biological process: regulation of DNA-templated transcription. Gene Ontology annotation, molecular function: protein binding. Bases 547 to 3954 code for a protein of 1135 amino acids. The record is from RefSeq and is a predicted model, not a curated record. The transcript is spliced from 25 exons. Lineage: Eukaryota; Viridiplantae; Streptophyta; Magnoliopsida; Poales; Poaceae.